CGUUCUCGCGAUGUUUAAAUAAAACUUUAUUGACAAUCACCAAUUUUUACAGCUGUGCUAGGCUACCGGGUUUAAAGCAUCACAUUUAGAUGUUAUGCGGUUCACUCUAAAUUACGGUGAAGAUGCUUUCUCAAUAAUUAGGAUAUGGACUUAAGAAGUAUCACGGACCAGUCUCCUCUGGUCCAAGCUAUAUUCAGCCGAAACGCAGAAGAUGUUACGUUUUUGUUGAACCACAACGAAGAUGUCAACGCACAGGACCAAGAACAGGGAACACCACUCCAUGCUGCUGCUUAUUUGGGUGAUGUCCACAUUAUGGAAAUACUUAUUAGCUCAGGAGCAAAUAUUAGCUCUAAAGACAUUGGGAUGCUCACUCCUUUACAUCGAGCGGCUGCCUCAAGAAACGAAAGGGCUGUGGAGCUGCUGUUAAAGCAUAAAGCAGAGGUCAACUCAAGAGACAAAUUCUGGCACACACCCUUACAUGUGGCAGCAGCAAACUGGGCCACAUCCUGCGUUGCAGCACUGAUACCACAUGUUUGCAGCCUGGAUGUUACUGACAAGUUGGGAAGAACACCGCUUCACCAUGCGGCACACAGUGGCCACAGAGAGAUGGUGAACUUACUCGUGUUAAAAGGUGCCAGUGUAAAUGCCAAAGAUAAGAAGGAGAGGCAGCCAAUUCACUGGGCUGCACACCUCGGAUAUUUGGAGGUUGUGAAACUGCUGGUUUCUCAUGGUGCAAGUGUGACAUGCAAAGACAAGCAUGGCUACACUCCACUUCAUGUUGCAGCUGUCAGUGGACAGCUCGAUGUGGUCAGCUAUCUGUUGAGACUCGGGGUUGAGCCUGAUGAACUCAACAGCUUUGGGAACACGGCCCUUCAUAUGGCCUGUUACACAGGGCAAGACAUUGUAGCCUCUGAACUGGUGAACUGCGGCGCCAACCUUAACCAGCCAAGCUACCAUGGCAACACACCACUGCACAUGGCUGCUGCUUCUUCCAGUGGGGUGAUGUGUUUUGAGCUGCUAGUCAACAACGGUGCUGAUGUCAACGUGCAAAACAAAGAUGGGAAGAGCCCUUUGCAUGUAGCUGCUAUGUAUGGACGCUUCACAGGCUCUCAGAUUCUGAUUCAAAAUGGUGCAGAGAUCGAUUGUGAGGAUGUGGAUGGAAACACUCCACUUCAUAUUGCUGCUAAAUGUGGGCAGGAGUUACUAAUCAGUACUUUAUUGACAAAUGGUGCCGACAAAUGCAGACAGGGGGUUCAUGGGAUGCUUCCACUGCAUUUGGCAGCUCUCUGCGGCUUUCCAGACUGUUGCCGCAAGCUGCUGUCCAGCGGCCAUUUCUACAACUCCAUGCCUUCUGCAGUAGGCAGCCCCCUCUCAACUGAGGAGUUGGACGUAAACCUCUCAGAUGAUCACGGGAGGACCUGUUUGCAUGCAGCUGCCUCUGGGGGAAAUGUAGAGUGUCUGAAUUUGCUGUUAAACAACGGUGCAGAGUUGGACAUAAAAGACAUUUUAGGAAGAUCUCCUCUGCACUACGCUGCAGCAAACGGGAACAGCCAGUGCACCGUCUCCCUGGUAAGAGCCGGUGCCGUGGUCAACGAUGCCGACCUGAUGGGCUGCAGCCCUCUCCACUACGCUGCAGCGUCACACGCCUUCUGCGGAGGGGAAACCGGCUCUGGUUCAAGUCUCAGUGAGGAGAAAGAACAUGAAGCUUAUCUGUGUUUAGACUACCUGCUAGACAACGGUGCCGACCCCACUCUGAAGAACUGUCGGGGUUACAGUGCCGUGCAUUAUGCAGCAGCGUGUGGGAACAAACAGCAUCUUGAGUUGCUCUUGGAGAUUUCUUUUAAUUGCCUUGAAGAAGCUGAAAGCAACAUCCCAGUCAGUCCUUUGCAUUUAGCUGCUUAUUAUGGUCACUGUGAAGCGCUCGGACUGCUUUGUGAGACUUUAGUGAGUUUGGAUGUUCGGGACAUUCAAGGGCAGACUGCCCUCCACCUGGCUGCUCAGAGGGGCUUUUCUCAGUGUGUGGAGGUGCUGCUGGAGCACGGCGCCUCCUACUCCCUGAGGGAGCACAAACGCAGGUGGACGGCUCUACAUGCUGCAGCUGCUGAGGGCCAGGUGGACUGUCUUCUUUUACUCGUCAACUGCAAGCAAAGUGUAGAUGUCAUCGACAGUCAGGACACACAGGGACGAACGGCUCUCAUGCUGGCUGCUCUGGGAUGUCAUACAGACUGCAUUCACAUCCUCUUAGAGAAAAAAGCAAAUCCUGAUGCAGCAGAUAAAAAAGGCUUCACUGCCCUUCACAGAGUUGCCAUGUUGGGCAGUGAUGAGGGUGUGUCUGCUCUGUUGGAGCACGGGGCUUCUGCUCUGUGCAGAGACUUUCAGGGAAGAACACCGCUGCACCUCGCAGCAUCGUGCGGUCACACGAAGCUGCUCAGCGCUUUGCUAAAAGCUGCCAAGAAAGCCGAUCCUCUGGACUCCAUGCUGGACUUCAGGAGCUACACACCUACACACUGGGCCGCCUAUCAUGGGCAUGAAGGAUGUUUACACAUUUUACUUGAAAACCGGCUUUUUAACAGCCAGGAAGGGAAUCCGUUCACUCCGCUACACUGUGCUUUAGUCGGUGGAUUUGAUGGUGCUGCUGUUCUGCUGGUAAAGGCUGUUGGGCCUCAAAUUGUCAACAUUAAGGAUUCAAAAGGAAGGAGUCCGCUGCAUGCAGCUGCGUAUUCAGGAAGUGUUGCCGGCCUGCAGCUGCUGCUGACCUGCGGAGCAGAGAUUAAUGCUGUGGAUCACUUUGGAUGUUCUGCCCUGAUGGUUGCUGCUGACUGUGGACAGACUAUGGCUGUUGAGUUCUUGCUGCACAAAGCGAAUCCAGACCUGACCCUGGUGGAUGCCAAUAACAACACAGCUCUUCACUUAGCCUGCAACAAGGGUCAUGAAAUGUGUGCUCUGCUGAUCCUGGGAGAAAUCACAGAUUCUACCCUCAUCAACGCACGAAACAACGCUCUUCAGAUGCCCCUUCACAUUGCUGCAAGAAAAGGCCUAGCCACUGUGGUGCAGGUGUUACUGACCCGAGGUGCAGCCGUCAUGGCUCUAGACGAGAAAGGACUCACGCCAGCUUUGGCCUGCGCGCCAAACAAGAACGUCGCAGACUGCUUGGCCCUGAUCCUCUCCACCAUGAGACCUUUCCCUCCCAGAGAAGCCGACGCCGCUACAGCCUCCCACUUCCUCAAGAACUGUGCUAUUUCUGCUACCUGUGGCUCUAAUGGGAAUCUGUGUCAUGCCUAAACGGUGGGACUCUCCAAAGGGAAAAUCGAUCAUUUGUUGAAAGCCAAAAAAGUGUUAUUCAGUCACACAUGGAGGCAAUUCUCCCACAUCUAGUCUUAUUAUUAUUACUAUUAGCAAAAGCUUCCUGGUAUUUACUCUGGUUUGUGUUGUGAAGCACUAAUCAUCAGAACUUUGUGAGGAUUUUUAUUUCACUAUAUAAGCUAAUUUUACUCCUUUACGCCAGUAUUGGCUUUAUAUUAACAAUAAUUGCAUAAAUUUGGUGUAAUUUCCAUUCAAAGCAUUUUAAUCUUUUCCAAAGAGAUGUCACAGUUAAGACUGUAAAGGUGCUUUUAUUUUGAAAUGAUGGAGCCUUCAGACAUGGGAUAUACAGUCAACAUUAUGUAUAGUAUUCCUACACAAAUACUACAGCUUUGAAGUUUGGCUCCAAGUUAUGUUUUACACAUAUGCAGUAAUGUGCCUAUAAACAAUUGAUGCAAAGGGAGGGAACGCUCAACCUGGAGAUGAAGGAAAUCUGCUAAUGAAGAAAACUCAGGACCUUAUUUCAACAGUUUUGCUUAUUGAUUUGUGCAUGUUCGGGGGUUGGAUUGAUCUUUUCCGACUUAAAUGGUGUUCUUGAAACCGCUAUGAGUAGCAAGAAGAUGUCCUCGGUAUCCUAACUAAAGCAGGGUGUUACAUCCUGCCGUCAUUAUGCAAUCCCCCUUUAACUGAUGCUUAUUUUGGUUUUUAUGACAAUAGACUUUCCUGAUCUAAUCCUAACUCGAGAUCUAUUGUUUAACCGCUGAAUCUGCCUAGAAUGUUUCCUAUGCUGAUUCUUUUUGACUUUUUAAAGUAAUACAGGAUGGAUUUCUGAUCACAUAACAUCCCCAAAGUUUUCUGUUUUUACUAACUUCUAAGUAGUUUCUCAGAUCCCUUAAUUAUGCUGCAAAAAAGCCUCCAAAACAUGCAGGAUUAUGAAGGGCAUUGCAGUUGAUCAUAAGUCAUGUCUUCCAGAACUAAAAUUCAUUUAACACAGGUACAAAAAUCCUCACAUGCUUUACGCUCGGCAGCCUUUAUCUUUUAGGUCUUGCAUGUGUUGCACUUCAGUUAUCACAAUUAAAUGAGCUGAAAAGUGUAAGUGAAAUCUUCAGCUUUUGACUAUUUGCUAGCAAAGGCUCAUGGGAUUUUUUCCUAAAAAAGAUUUGUUUUUUGGGGGAAUCAUGUCAGGCUUCUGGUAGACAAAAUACUGGUAUAUUUUCAGCAUGGGAUGAAACAAUAACACCUUUACCUUUUUAGUUUUCCUGUCCUGUCUUAAUUGUUGCACAAAAAGCACUAAUAAGAAAGUAACCAUCAGUAUUAGCUUUCAGCAUAACAACAGCUACAGUUUAAUCUUAUAGAAAAAAGUCAUAUAGAUAUAUAUAUUUAAAUGUCUUUUAAAUGAAGUUAAGCUUUUAUGCUUCUUUUAUCUAAAAAUAAAUGCUGCAGUUGUUCAUUUAUUGGGGAUAAAACCCCUGAUCAGUUUGUACUGUACUGUAGGUGUGAGACCUCCACACCGUCUGACGGAUGCUGCUCACUAUGCUUAACUUAAAAGAGAAGUGUUAAUACUUUAGGGAAAGAAGCCAGGCCGAAAAGGGUCCAAGAAGUGUGACGUUUUAAAUUUGCCAAACUCUAAAUCUGUUGUUGUUAAGAUUUACAUGACAAGUUUCAAUUAUUUUAAAUAAAUCUUAAAUGUUUUUUUUUCUAAUAAACACCCAAAGACUUAAAAAAAACACUAAACACUAACAAAUGUUUAGCUUUUUUAAUGAGGAUUUGUGAUUCAGUAUCAUUUCUUUCAGUGUCUUGUUUGCACAACAGAACAAAACCAGAGAAGCUGAAACCAAAUCUGUUCAGUAUCAAACUCUAGGACAUUUUAACAUAACAUAUCUAUAAAUUAAAAAAAAAAAUCAAACAAACAUGCUUUUUUUCCCCGUAGAAACGAUUUAAAGAAAUAUAUCUGACAAUACACGAGUUCAUAGGAAGCCUUUUUAUAGUGAAAGUUGUUCUAUUAUAAAAAAUAUCUGCAGUAGUUGCACACAGAUAUUAAAGCUUUCUUUUUUAGCUUUCUGAGAGUAUUCUUUGCAAUUUAAAAAUAGUCACUUUAUCGAGGCAAGAGCUUAAAUAAUGCUUACUUGUUACUUUGUGUUUUGCAUUUAUUUUGCAGUGAUUACAUGAACCAACAGCUGGAACUUUGUGGUUUCUACUUGAAUGAAGACUGUUUUCCUGACUGUCCUUUUUGCAGUAGUUUGUAUAAGAGUGAACUUGAUCUGAAUAAAGCAGCAAAUAAAUCCAUAAACCCUUUAUACACGCUUGACAUUUUACACUAAAUCUUUAUUUUUCAGACUGUUGGAGCUUUAAUUUCAAAAGAAUUUGCGUUUUAUUAGCAGCAAGAAAACAAAUGCAGAAAAACACAUUAGUAAAAACGUAAUAUUAGAAGGCUUUUUUAAGAGCUAAAUCAGACUGCAGCAACCAUAAGAAUGGUUUUGCAUUUUUAUUCAAAUGCAUGGUUUGGGUUUUAUCUACUUGCUUCAUAAAGUUACUGUAAUUGAAAUUGUAAAUGUUUUUCUGUGCUUUAUUUACUUGAUUUCUUGAUUAAAUUUUCAUAUGGAAUAAAAA
Oryzias melastigma (Indian medaka) is the source of this 5910-nucleotide messenger RNA. Its product is annotated as serine/threonine-protein phosphatase 6 regulatory ankyrin repeat subunit C. The coding region runs from base 145 to 3282 and encodes 1045 amino acids. Gene Ontology annotation, cellular component: cytoplasm. NCBI's taxonomy places the organism in Eukaryota, Metazoa, Chordata, Actinopteri, Beloniformes, Adrianichthyidae. The record is from RefSeq and is a predicted model, not a curated record. The transcript is spliced from 28 exons. Gene Ontology annotation, molecular function: protein binding.